GUCAAGAUGGAACAUGCUGAAGCCUUUUCUCGUCCCCUGAGUCGGAAUGAUAUUGGUUUAAUUUUCUGUUUGAUGAUAUUUGAUACAAUAACAUACUUUACAAUCAAAUGGAUAUUGGAUGCAAUUCAUCCAAUGAGAAAGCAAAAGCUGAAACAGGCAGAAAAAUUAAUGAAGCCAAUUGGCGUGAAAAAUGUGAAGCUUUCAGAAUAUGAAAUGGGUAUUGCUGUUCAUCAACUAGACCGUCUGAACACGUACGUUACUUGGAGUCAUAUAGGAGGUUUAAAUGAUGUCAUUACGGAUCUGAAAGAUACAGUCAUCUUACCUAUCAAAAAGAAACAUUUGUUUGAAAAUUCCAAGCUUCUGCAGCCUCCAAAAGGUGUUUUUCUCUAUAUGCCUCCAUGUUGUGGUAGAACAUUGAUUACCAAGGCUACAGCCAAAAAAGCAGGUUGUUGUUUUCUUAACCUUCAGCCUUCAACACUGACCAGUAAGUGGUAUGGAGAAUCUCAGAAACUAGCUGCUGCUCUUUUCUCUGCCAUGAAGCCACAGUCUUCCAUCAUCUUUAUAGAUGAAAUUGACUCCUUUCUACAAAAACGUUCAAGUUCUGACCAUGAAGCUACAGCCAUGAUGAAAGCUCAGUUGAUGAGUCUUUGGGAUGGAUUGGGUACUGAUCACAGGUGCCGGGUCAUAGUGAUGGGAGCUACGAAUCAUCCUCAGGAUUUUGACUCAGAUAUAAUUGGAAAAAUGCCUAUGAGAUUUCAUGUCAACCAGCCUGUUCUAAAACACACCUCACCUUCGGUCCACGUAGAAACCGUCUUUGGCGACAUAUUCCUGUUUAAAACCCUUUACUACCCCCGGCCCUCCCCCUGCAAAGUCCUCUUCCGCGAGGUGGAUUCGCGCCCCGCAGCCUCGCCCUCUCGGCCCCCGGAGGGCAGCGCCGGCCGCCCCGCUCCCGGACAGGCCGCGUCCUCCCCCCGGUCCUGGGGUUCUGCAGAGCCCGCCCCUCUCCUGAGACCCCCUCCUCAGGUGUUCCAGGCUGUGCACAUCCAGGGACCGGUCGCCACCUUGGACAGGAGCUUUGCCUUCCGGCAGUUCAUCUGCUCAGAAUCAGCGGAUGAGGGAAUCAUUAUGGGCUCUAUGGACACUGUGUUGGACCCCAUGAGAGUUUGGCUGAGAUCUGGGCUGAGGCUGAGGGCUCUGCUCUGCGUGGGGAUGGCUCAGGGCUGGUCUGUGACCUGCAGGGGAUCGUCGGGUCCAGCUGAGGUGCCCGCUGCUGCUGGGGACGUGAGGGCCUCGCCAGGAGGGGAGCGAGAUCUGAAGAAAGUGUGGGAAACUCCCUUGUUGUUCUCUGUGUAG
Molecule: messenger RNA, 1353 nt
Organism: Mesoplodon densirostris (Blainville's beaked whale)
Lineage: Eukaryota; Metazoa; Chordata; Mammalia; Artiodactyla; Ziphiidae
Product: outer mitochondrial transmembrane helix translocase-like
Cellular component (GO): mitochondrial outer membrane
Molecular function (GO): ATP hydrolysis activity; ATP binding
Source: RefSeq, a predicted model, not a curated record